This is a messenger RNA of Aphis gossypii (cotton aphid), 3862 nucleotides long. RefSeq lists its product as uncharacterized. The transcript has 2 exons. Lineage: Eukaryota; Metazoa; Arthropoda; Insecta; Hemiptera; Aphididae. The coding region runs from base 1079 to 1861 and encodes 260 amino acids. The record is from RefSeq and is a predicted model, not a curated record.
CUCGCUGUCGGCCGUACUCUGAAUAAAAAUAAUAGCAAAAUAGCAACAAUAGGCGGUAAACAUUAUGAUAUUGUGAUGACGGGGACGAAUAAAAAAACUCGAACGUCAGAAGAAAAAAAAAUGUCGAAAAAAAAUGCGCGCACACAAACGAGACGAUGUGCCGCGGACUGACUGGGCACGUUUGUCCAUAUCAUAAUAUAUAGGUAUAUAUACCUAUAGGUCCACUGGACGGUGCAGCGGGUCGCUAUAUUUUGACUUGUAAUUAUCGCGGAAAUCGUGUGUAGAAAAACCGCUGCGGUGUGAACUAGUUAAGCAAAUGACCAUUUAACUUAUAUUAUUAUAUACUCUUACAUUGUUUUUCAUUCUCCUAUAUUUCUCUCGUUUUCCACUCUGGUCGCCCGCGGGCUGUACCGGCUACCUCGCCUAUAUACACACCACGGCUUCUUCCUCCCACCGCGGACCACAUCCGCUCGCGCGCGAUUCUAUAGUCCCAUAUAGUUCAUUGUCGAAUUCGUUAUAGUCACCGUGUUUAUUUUUUCUUCUCUCCGAUUUUUUUCCUCCUCUCCGUGUCUCUGGGUCGAGUCCGCGCGGUACCUCCCCUCCUCGUCUCACCAUCAUCCUUCAACAGCUACUACCCACACCGACUCCUCCCUUCCGCGGAGUGGAAAAUGACCGGCGCGUGAAACGACGAAUUUUCCGACGACGUUUCCACCGCGUGUACCCACUACAACUAUAUAGAAGUAUAAUGAUGAUAAUAAUAACAAUAUAAUAAUCGCGACGAUGACGGUGUUGAGCGGGGGAUGACGAGGGGCAGCGGCCGUACUUGUGCUAGAGCCGAGAUUGAUUUUCACGUCACUGUCGUCGCCGCCACCGUAGCCGUCGCCGCGUAUAGUCUCGUUCCGUUGACCAUCGGCCGCCAUCCGCGCGUCCAACAACUGUUGCAGGCCACACGCACAUCGCAUACCGUGGUUACGUCGCACAUACCCGGAGCUGAAGUAUAGCUCGACCCGGCCAAAGCUUACCAGGUUCCCGUACCGAUACCCGCGUCGCGGUCACGCAGCCGCCGCCGCCGCCACACAUGUCGCCAACCAUGGCGUUGCCGCUGCUGCUGCUGUCGUCCACGUCGCUGUUGGCACUUCGCGGAGCGUCCGUCGCCGCCACGUCGACCGACGACUGCGUGCUAGACUUGGCCAUCGUCUGCUUGGAUGACAAGCUGCUGGUGUACGUCAACUGGCUGGAGAAGCGGGACAAGCUGAACGUGGUCGGAGACAUCGUGACGAUCGUCAAGAAGAAGGAGGCGGGCCUCGCCGAGGAUCGGUCCAAGCUGCAGCCGUACAACAACAAACCGCACCGAGUCAGCACGUCCCUAGGACCGGCCAUCGACGAGUACUUCGACACGCACACCAUUCGGAUAUCUCUGCCUUGGAUACUCGACGACGACAUAGAUCUGGAACUCGACCAGCAAGGCCGUGGCAAGAAGACCAAAUUGAAACAUCUCAAGAAAAUGAUGUCGAUGUUGGGCGUAAUCAUGUGCGCCAAACUGUCGCUGAUGGGACCGUUGGCCAUGGUCAUGAUUGGUGUCAAGGCGCUAAAGGCCCUGCUGCUGGCCGUCAUCUCGCUGACCAUAUCCAAAAUCAUGUUGCUCAAGAAGUUUAAGGGCGGUGGUGGUGGCGGCGGAAGUGGUUCCGUGGUCCAGGCCGACUGGUCGUCGGACAAAGAUGAUCGGAACGCGCAUUUGCUGGCCUACGCCGGACAAUCGGCCGCCACUUCGGGGACAGCCGUCAUGUCACCGUCUUCGCAACAGCCUCUCCAACAGAUGUAUCCUUCGUACGAGCCUUACGGCUAUCACGGGGCAGCCUAAACGCCGUCUCGUUGACACUGACUUCACCAUCAACUACCAACACAACCAGCACUAUCCACACAUCACUGACACCUCCGUCAAGACUUCCUGUCAUCGGAUAUGAAGUUUAGUAUAUAUAUAAUAUAUAUAUUUAUCACUUCCGUGUAUAUCCUUUCGGAAGUGGGCGGACUUACGUCAUUCAAACGCGCGUGUCCGUUAAACUAGUCACCGCUUUACCCCUUAGAAAUUCACAAACCAACCACCAUCACCAUUAUCGAUGACGUAUCUCCUCUGACCCGUCAUCGUUUAGUUAUAGCUGCAGGUAUAUAGUUUGCCAUCCUCGAGAUCUGUAAGUCGCCACUAGUGCACAUUUCGUCCAUCAAAUUAUUAUAAUGUCGUGGAACGUAUCUGGUAAUCAUAGGAUUCCCCCCCCCCUCAGUCUAAUAUUAUUUAGUUUUAUUAUUUUUAAUGUUAUAUAUUAUAAAUGAAUAUAUUACAAUAAUAUUAUUGUCCUUACCGCACCAACAGAUGAUUUUUUUCUACAUGAUAUAUCUUCUAAUUUUCUCAGCCAAUUUUAGUGUUAUGUGCAUUAUUUUUUGUAUCGUUGAAUAGUAUACCUAGGUACUUAUAAGUAGCGAUACAUUAUAUAUUUAUACAAUUUUUUUUCAAAGAUAGAGAAAACAAAGUUUCAAUAUUUUUUAUGAAUGUCCUUUUUAGGUUUUUUUAAAAAACGUUUUCUAAUGGCAACCCUUAUUUUUAGUUCAUAGUCCUAACAAUUUUAACUAGAAUAUUUUUUUAUGAAAAAUAUGUAUUCUAUUUAUGAUUAUUAUUAAAUGUACGGUUUAGAGGACUGCUGUGUUAAUGGAUACUCUACAAAUUGUCGGUUAUAACUACUCGAAUCAUCAAUAAUAUUUUAAAAUUUUAAAUAUUUAUAAAUAAUAAACUAUUGGUUCAAUAUUCUAUAUAUUUUACUUAAUCAAUCCCUAUCAAAAAGUAAUACUGUAUAAUAUACAAUUAAAAAUAUGAAUUGCCAUUAAAAAAAUAAUUAACCUAAAAAGACAUUAUGGAAAAAAUAAUAUUUUUAUUGCAAAAAUGUAAAUGUUUUGUAAAAACACAAAUAUUUACCUCUUAAAAUAUCGUAAUUAAAUAAAUUAUUUUGAGUUUUAUCGAUAAUUCUGAAACUUUGAAAAUAAUAUACUACGCAUUAAUAGUACCUAUUUGUUGCGGAUAACAAAACAUAAUUUAAAAAAUAUUAUCGCGUGGCAAUGUCCUUAAUAAUACAUAUACAUCUAAAACCUUUUAUACAACAAGAGUUGAAAAAUGAUUCAAAACGAUCUAGUUAAUCGAAAAAUUGUAUAGUUUGUGUUUUUACUUUUUUAAGCUACAAUUCUGUGUGCUUUUGACGUACUCUAUUUCUUUUUUUUAGAAUUAAAAUUAUGAGAGUUAAUGGUAUAAUAUGAGUAAUAUACAUCAUAAUUAAAUAUAUAUGGCGGAUAUGUCGUGUCACAACACGCUAAGCUUCCAUAUACUCCUCCUACCCAUCCCUUGGCGUAAAAUCUAAUUCGAUUGACAACGAAUUUCGUGUACAGUUUUUUAAGAAUAUUAUUGUCGAUACGAUAAAACUGACCACCGUUUAUUGUAUUAAACAUAAUUUUUAGGCAACCACUUGAUAGAAAUUAAAUCAAUUUUAAUAAUUACCAUACCCGACUCGGUCGCUACAUAAAACAAUUCUACUUACAAUAUGAGAAUUUAUAGUUUUUUUUUUAUCUUAUAACCUUCAUAUAUUUUUUAUAAUAUUCACAACUGUAAUUUUUAUUUUUUGUUUAUUUUUAUAUACACCGUUUUAAUAAAUAAUAAUAUCAUAAUAAUUGUAUAUUGUAUGUAUUUUAUACAGUUUUUAUUAACACGUAUUAUUGUCCGUUCUUUCGUAUGUAUACAUAAACCUGUGUUUUUAUAUAAUAUUUAAUUUAACACAUUUGUUAUAUAUUAUAAAUUAUUUGUAAGUAAUAAAAUAUAAUUAUU